AGCAGCAGGACGGAGGAAUGUGACGGGACCGUCGGUGUGCUCCGGGCCUCACCUCAGCGGGACAAAUCAUGGGAAUAAAACCUCACAGCUUCACCCGGAGAUUAAUAAAUGUCUGAUUCAAGCCUUCAGAUAUGAGGAGGAGUGAGAAGCGGAGUCAGGAGAGGAUCUUUGCUGGAUGUUUCUGACAGUUGGGAUCAGUUGAAGUCAGUCCAGGUGUGGCUGCUCUCACCUGAGCCUUCGCGUUUCUCUCAUUGUACCUGCGGAUUAUUUAAAGUUCUGUGCAUCAGGACAGUUUGAGGUGUCGGAGCUCACGAUGCCGGAACUGAUCAGUGUGAAUGAGUUUAUAGCAGAGACUAAUGAGGACUACAAAGCUCCCACCACCUCCAGCUUCACCACCAGGAUGUCCCACUGCAGGAACGCAGUGGCGGCUUUGGAGGAGGUUCUGGACUUGGACAGAUCGGUCCUCUAUAAGAUCAAGAAGUCGGUGAAGGCCAUCAACACGUCAGGUCUGGCUCACGUGGAGAAUGAGGAGCAGUACAUUCAGUCCUUGGAGAAGUUCGGAGACAACUGUGUCUGCAGGGAGGACGCUGAGGUCGGCUCCGCCUUCCUCAAGUUCGCCGUUUUCACCAAAGAGCUGACAGCGCUCUUCAAGAACCUGAUGCAGAACAUGAACAACAUCAUCACGUUUCCUCUGGACAGUCUGCUGAAGGGCGACCUGAAGGGCGUCAAAGGGGAUCUGAAGAAGCCGUUUGACAAAUCCUGGAAGGACUACGAGACCAAACUAGCGAAGAUUGAGAAGGAGAAGAGGGAGCACGCCAAGCAGCACGGGAUGAUUCGCACCGAGUUCAGCGGAGGAGAGAUCGCCGAGGAGAUGGAGAAGGAGAGACGACUCUUCCAGCUGCAGAUGUGCGAGUAUCUCCUCAAAGUCAACGAGAUCAAAGUAAAGAAAGGUGUCGACUUCCUCCAGAACCUCAUCAAGUAUUUCCACGCUCAGUGCAAUUUUUUUCAGGACGGACUGAAGGCUGUGGAGAGUCUGAAACCUUCUGUGGAGAAACUGGCGACCGACCUGACGGCGAUUAAACAGACUCAGGAUGGAGAGAGGAAACAGCUGACUCAGCUCCGAGACGUCCUGAAGGCGUCUCUGCAGUCUGAGCAGAAAGAGGACGCUCAGGCCAAACAGAACGCAGGUUACAGCCUCCACCAGCUGCAGGGAAACAAGGCUCACGGCACCGAACGCUCCGGAGUCCUCUACAAGAAAAGUGAGGGACUCAGGAAGGUGUGGCAGAAAAGGAAGUGCUCGGUGAAGAACGGUUUCCUGACCAUCUGCCACGGCACGUUUUUACAUGAAGAGUCAAACGGCCAAUCAGGACAGAGCAAGAAGCAGAGGAAGAGAAGCAGGAGGAGGAGGAAGAGCAUAAGGAAAAGGAUGACAGAGAGAAGGGCUAACAGACCUCCAGCCAAACUCAACCUGCUCACCUGUCAGGUGAAGAGGAAUCCAGACGAGAAGAAGAGCUUCGACCUUUUCUCACAUGACAGGACGUAUCACUUCCAAGCCGAAGACGAAGCCGAGUGUCAGAUCUGGGUGUCGGUGCUGCAGAACAGUAAAGAAGAGGCGCUGAACAAAGCAUUUAAAGGCGACCAGGACGAAGGAGAGAACAACAUUGUGCAGGAGCUGACCAGAGCCAUCGUAGGAGAGGUGAAGAGGAUGAGUGGCAAUGACAGCUGCUGCGACUGUGGAGCUUCAGGUCCCACCUGGCUGUCCACCAACCUGGGGGUGCUGAUCUGUAUCGAGUGCUCAGGGAUCCACAGGGAGAUGGGGGUCCACUACUCCAGGAUCCAGAGUCUGGACCUGGACGUCCUGGGGACCUCCGAGCUGCUGUUGGCGAAGAACGUGGGAAAUGCCAGUUUCAACGAGAUCAUGGAGGCAGAUCUGUCGGCGCAGGGCGUCACCAAACCUAGUCCGUCCAGUGACAUGCAGAUGAGGAAGGAUUACAUCACAGCGAAGUACACGGAGAAACGCUUCGCCCAGCGGCUUUGUGCAGAUGCUGCAUCCAGACUGCAGGUUCUGUACGAGGCCGUCAGGAACAGGGACAUCCUGUCUCUGAUCCAGGUCUACGCCGAGGGGGUGGACCUAAUGGAGGCCAUCCCACAGCCCAACGAACACGAACCUGGAGAGACGGUGCUCCACCUGGCCGUCCGCAUGGUCGACAGAAACUCCCUCCACAUUGUUGACUUCCUCGCCCAGAACAGUGGUAACCUGGACAAACAGACGGCAAAAGGAAGCACAGCGCUGCAUUACUGCUGUCUGACAGACAACAGCGAGUGUCUCAAACUGCUGUUGAGAGGAAAAGCUUCAGUGUCCAUCACAAACGAAGCAGGCGAGACGCCGCUGGACAUCGCCAAACGUCUGCGACACACUCUGUGUGAAGAACAGCUGACUCAGGCUCAGACUGGAAAGUUUAAUGUCCACGUUCACGUCGAGUACGAGUGGCGUCUCCAGAAUGACGACAUGGACGAGAGCGAGGACGAGAUGGAGGACAAGCCCAUCCCGAACCGCCGUGAGGAGCGUCCGGUCAGCUGCUUCAUGCCGGGCAGUGGCCCCAUACAGCCCAACCUGGCGGCGUUGGCCCGAGACGCCGCCUGCCUGGUGCGGGACAAACAGAGGCCUCAGGUCCCCAGCAUGAUGAUCAGCAACGAGACCUACGGCACCAUGUUGGACCUGAACCUGCCGCCAGGACCAACACCCCCACUGCCGCCCAGAGGACCCAACAGAGGUUCAGGACACGGUAAACCUGCUGCCAUGGAAACAGUCGGGAGACAGCGGUCGUCCUCCGACCCCCCCAACCCUCUAACCCCUGAUAGGAACUCCUCCAUGUACGUGCUCCCAGCAGGUCCUCCUCCUCCAGUAAACAAGAGGUCCAGUAUGUUGGAGACCAAGACCGUGUCAGUCAGGAACACGCCCCUCCCUCCUCUGCCACCCCCACCAACAGCUGGACUCCCCCCAGUCCUCCCAGUACCUCCAAUCCCCCCACCACCCACCAUCCCACCACCACCCCACUACAAAGCUCCGCCCCAUCCUCCACCAGUCCCCCUUCACCAGACCAGUAGACCUCCAGGACCACCAGUACCACCAGGUCCCAAGUCCCCUAAAUCACCCUCUGGAUCAGUGAAAACUCCUCCUCAGAGACCUCCAGUCAGGACGGCGUCUGUGGACAAACGAGGGUCUCAGUCCAAAUCCCCACAAACUCCAACGCCUCCGACGCCCAAACCCAGAAGCACUUUCUCCAAGCAGAAGCCUCAGAGGGUGAAGGCCAUCUACAACUGUAACGCUGAUAAUCCAGACGAGCUGACGUUCGCUGAGGGAGAGGUGAUCGUGGUGGAGGGGGAGGAGGACAGCGAGUGGUGGGUCGGUCACGUUGAAGGAGACCCGAGCAGGCGAGGAGUGUUUCCUGUCACCUUCGUUCACUUCAUCACAGAGUGAUGUCAGGUUCACACCUGCACUCAGCUCACCUGGAGCCGAAACAUCCAGGACAAAGACUCACAGUGAUCCACCUGAGAGACGAACACGACUGCAACUCAAAAACACUGAAGCUGCUUUAUUUUAAUGUUCCAGCUUCUGUCAGAUUUUCCCUCUCACAUGUUUUACAUUUACAAACUCACCUGUGACUCCACCUUUACAAACUCACAGAGCUGUAUUUUAAAUUUUAAACAAGAUGACAAAGUUUCCCAGGAGAUCCUGAAUGUGUCAGGAUGAGUUUGUUUCAAAGGAUCCAGCAGACAAAAAAGAAACUUGGUUAAGUUUUAAUAUCGAGCUUCAUAUAAACAUCUACAUUGAGUGGCUGCAGCGACCCUCUGCUCCUGGUUUAACUCCUUAAAUCUAAUGAAAAGAAACGUUAGUGCUGCACACAGAAUCACCUGACAGACAGCAGUGUUCCUCGGUGCAGUAGAACAGCUCCUGUUUCCCAGUUAGUGUGUGAAGAGUGGACUGGUUCCUGACCUCACCACCUUUGGGAUGAACUGGAACGUCACCUGUGAGUCAGACCUGAUCACCAUCGUCAGUGUGACGCUCUGCUGUCUGAACGCUUCAACAUCCCACUGAAACCACAUAUGAGUAUAUAUGAGUACUGUUAAACAGAGUCUGCUGGUAUCAAACCUGUGACGUUACAGCCCCAAAAAUACUCUGAUGUGUUUGUUAUUGUUUUUGUCUCUGGUAGAAAUGAUUAAUUUUAACCUGUUGGCUGAAGGGAAACUUUUAAUUUUAUUGUACUUUCAUUUUCUUAUAACGCUCAAUGUCAUUAAAACACCUGAAAUUACGCCUGUAA
This is a messenger RNA of Epinephelus lanceolatus (giant grouper), 4322 nucleotides long. It is a transcript of the gene asap2b, whose product is annotated as ArfGAP with SH3 domain, ankyrin repeat and PH domain 2b. The record is from RefSeq and is a predicted model, not a curated record. Gene Ontology annotation, cellular component: cytoplasm. Gene Ontology annotation, biological process: positive regulation of GTPase activity. NCBI's taxonomy places the organism in Eukaryota, Metazoa, Chordata, Actinopteri, Perciformes, Serranidae. Gene Ontology annotation, molecular function: GTPase activator activity; protein binding.